AUGCCUCGAGCCUGGAACGCCGAGGCCGAACGGGACCUCAUCCUGGCCUCUUGGGCAGGCACCAGCACCGGUCCCGUGAGACCUGACUGGCCCAGAACCAUCGAGAUCAUGAAGGCUUGGGGUUACGACUUCAGCGGUGAGGCGCUCAAGAGCCGCUGGUCGAAAACCAUCUUGAAGGAGUUCAAAUCCAAGCAGGAGAUCGCCAUCGCCACCAUCGCCGGCAAAGCCCCCGCUGGACUCACCAAGAGCCCCUCCAAGAGAAAGGCCUCAGCUUCAGGCAGCGGCGACUCGCCCGCCAGGAAAGGCAGGUCCACGCCCAAGAAGACAGCGGUCAAGAAAGAAGAUUUCGACGAGGUGGCCAACACCUAUCUUCAAGGCUCCAUCGAGGGUGACGAUACCGAGGACAAUGAGGGUGACAACGAGGGCACCACUUCUCCUCUUCCCCGCCGGUUAAACCCGCGUCGCUCCGUCUCGCAGCCUCCUACCUACAAGGAGGAGAAGCUCGAGGGCGAGAGGAGCGAGGACAGCGACAGCGCCACCUAA
Molecule: messenger RNA, 543 nt
Organism: Pyricularia grisea
Lineage: Eukaryota; Fungi; Ascomycota; Sordariomycetes; Magnaporthales; Pyriculariaceae
Exons: 2
Coding region: 1-543 (180 amino acids)
Source: RefSeq, a predicted model, not a curated record